Pisolithus orientalis is the source of this 558-nucleotide messenger RNA. RefSeq lists its product as uncharacterized. Bases 95 to 412 code for a protein of 105 amino acids. The record is from RefSeq and is a predicted model, not a curated record. The transcript is spliced from 4 exons. NCBI's taxonomy places the organism in Eukaryota, Fungi, Basidiomycota, Agaricomycetes, Boletales, Pisolithaceae.
CACGGUGUUUCACUUGUCCCAGGCACCCAAGAGGACUAUAUAAACCCCCAGGUUUUAACACACUGCUAAAUCAACAGAAAUCAACACAACAAACAUGUGGUUCACAGAAAAUUCAGCAGAAGCAGCCGCACACAAGCAGUUGAGUGGGGGUGGCCACACAGCUAAGCUCUCUCACGAGCUCAUCGCCGCCGCCGCGUCGUACGAGGCGGCGAAGGCCUACGAGCAUCACGUUGCAAAGAACGGCAAACCAGUCAACCAUGAGAAGGCAGUCGAGCUCUUGGCGGCUCUGACUGGCGGGUUCAUUGACCGAAUCGCCGAGACCAAAGGGAUGGAUGAGGUCGACAAACAACGCGCUAAACACGAAGCGCACAAACGUGCUCAGGAAGCUCUGGCCCAGCACGGAGAAUUUUGAGAGUCCAGCGGCCGUUGUAUUAGUGGCGUUCUCGAUACCGCACCACUGCAUCUGUAGCAAUAGGAAAGAAAUAUCACGUUAGUAUCACAGACUGAGAAUGUUUGACCCUGCUAUAAAUAACACGAAUAUAGAAUGCUUGGUGGCCC